AAAUAAGGAUGGUCCAUUAGGGAAUCAGCAACAGAAAUUUGGUUCCUAGAUGAAGGUUGAACCUGCAUUAUGGUGGCACCUUGUUAUAUGCAUCCAUCCAAAUCUUUUAGAAAUAUGCAUUGUUAGAUGUUGCGGUUUGGAUUGGCUUUGGAAAAGUUUAGAUCCUAACUACUAGCUUGAAAGAAAUUGAAGAAUUCUGUGCUUGCCUUCUAAUCAGUUUUAUGUCAAAAGCUGCUGUACGUGGCAUAUACAUUGCAUUUCUUUUGGUUUGGUUGAGAGUGAACACACGCAACAAGGAUCCCCAAAAUUCCCUUUGAACUCUGUUUCUGUUCAUGUCCUGAACUUCUGUUUCACAGUAAACAUUCUACACAAUCAAUUUGGUCACUGAUGUGGCCCUUAUACCUGUUAUUCAACAAGAUUCUUAAAACAGAAGACGAAAGAGAAUUGAAAGGAGAUAAUUUGAGUGCCAUAGAUCCCUACUUGUUUCAGCAUUCACCAAGUAACAAUAACGUAGAGUCCCAUCUUCCCUCCUUAUGCCGCUCGCGCUUUGUUGAUGUACCACAUGUAAACCAAAUAUAUACAUGGGAUUGUGGCCUUGCUUGUGCCUCGAUGGUUUUGAAAACUAUUGGUGUCAACGACCGUGAUAUUCAAGCACUGGCUGAGCUAUGCUGCACUAAUAGUGUCUGGACAGUUGAUUUGGCAUAUUUGUUGCAGAAGUUUUUUGUUGCAUUUUCCUAUUUCACUGUAACAUUUGGUGCAAACCCAAACUUUUCUGUUGAAUCCUUUUACAAGGAGGAAUUGCCUAAUAAUCUAGUCAGACUAGAUAUGCUAUUUCAAAAGGCAGUGGAGUCUGGAAUUGGCAUACAGUGUAGAUCAAUUAGUGGAAGAGAGAUAUCCAUUCUCAUAUUGUCAGGUAAAUAUAUUGCUAUUGCAUUAGUUGACCAAAGCAAAUUGAGUCAUGUAUUGCAAGAUGAUGUUCAUGUUCCUGAAGUUUCCAGCAAUAACCCUGGCUAUACUGGUGAGCACUGAAAUUUCAGCUUUGCAUUACUUGUGUGCAUUUUCAAUGUAUUGUUUCUGUUGAAGUUGCCAGCGUACGUGUCUCCUACACAUGUAACUAGCAUUUAUUUUAUUUAAAUAUUUAACAUCUUCAGUGUUUAGUUAUCUUCUAGAUGGUAUUUUACCAUCUAAUAUUCAGUCCUCAAAAUAUCAAUGCUGCUACAGUUGUGCAGUAAAGUUUUUCCCAGUUUGAAUGAUACUUUACUGUCACAUAUAAAGCUUGAAGCACUUCUCAAUAUUUCAUCUACCUAGGUUGAAUCAUAUGGUUUACAUCUUUGCUCAUUUUCCCAUCAUUUUGAAUAUGAACCCUAGGAGCUUAAACUGUAUGCCUGGGAGUAUGGCAUAAUCCUCAAUUUUCACUGCUAAGCUAGAAUUAGGAUGCCUCUUGUUGAACCUACAUUUUAAUGUGCUUCUAAAACUGUAGUUUGAUAUGUGUGAGAAGACACUAGACAAUGUAUACCUUCGCGCUUCCGGUUGAAUGAAUACUAGUCUUGCGAGUAAUUUAGAUUA
This is a messenger RNA of Arachis ipaensis, 1566 nucleotides long. NCBI's taxonomy places the organism in Eukaryota, Viridiplantae, Streptophyta, Magnoliopsida, Fabales, Fabaceae. The record is from RefSeq and is a predicted model, not a curated record.